Cephus cinctus (wheat stem sawfly) is the source of this 1653-nucleotide messenger RNA. RefSeq lists its product as uncharacterized. The transcript has 2 exons. The coding region runs from base 141 to 1409 and encodes 422 amino acids. NCBI's taxonomy places the organism in Eukaryota, Metazoa, Arthropoda, Insecta, Hymenoptera, Cephidae. The record is from RefSeq and is a predicted model, not a curated record.
AGGAAUUUAGAUGAGGACGUCUCGACCUCUUCUGUUUAUAAGACUAUCUACGUGAGAGUCGAAAAGUUAUACAUUGCCGAGCAGUCGAUUAACAGAGAUCACACAGUGAUAAUCAGAUUGUUCGAACCUGAGGAAUAAAAAUGAAUGCGGAUAUUCAAAAUUUUGACCUCAAGACUGGGAGGACAUAUUUAGCCAGUGACGUCCUUAAGAAUUUUGAAAAAGGUUUCGAGUGUUCUUCAACUGUAUCGGCUACUCCGAAAUCACGAAAUUUUGUAAAACGAUUCGUGGCCACUUUGGAAAAACGAAACCGUAACGAUUAUGGCGAAUGUGUAGCUGACGAUGAAUUUUUAAAGUGUUAUGCAAGGGAAAAUACCGAUUCGAAAAAGUGGUGCCAAUCCGAAGAGGAUUUUGAAAGAAUGUUAUUUGAGGAGGAAGUUUUGAACAACAGGAGAUCAUCCUUAUCAUCGAAAUCUUGUGAUUCUAUCGACGUGCCUUUGAAACUUUCGAAAUCACCACGAUCCAAAAAGACACGUAAGUCUGUGGAGUAUUUGGAAUUACCUAGUGGUUAUCGUGGGAGACAGAGUUUGGAAUUGCGACGUCAAUCGGAAAAUUAUAGAACCAAUGAAGAGUGUACACAGCAUAUUUACGCAGUGCCCUGGAACGGAAGAAAUGAUAAGUCAAAAAAGGCAAUGUCAUUGGAAGCGAAUAAAAAUUCAAAUUUUGAUAAAUACCUUUAUACCUCCGAGCAAUUUCCAAAGAAGACGAGUCAGAGAAAGUCUUUGAAGAAUGCUAUACUGACGAUAUUUGGCCGUGGAAAAUCGAAAAAAACAACGAAAACUCAGUUUAACGACGACUUGGACGUUUUUGAAAAUCCGAGCAUCACGAGAAUUCCAAAGAUUGGAGAGAGCAGCCGCCCUAAAUCCAAUAUCGGUAUGAUACGAGUCAAUUCUGUGCAGUCGGUGGGUAAUGACAAUCUUAAUUUUGAAAAUCCUCGAGAAGACACAACACUUACGACUUUUCAGAAUCGAAAUGUAUCUCUAAUGAAGAGGGAUGCUCUUUUGCGAUAUUCUUCUAUGCAAACUUUAGCUGCUGAGCAUCCCUUUUAUACGCAACGAAAUUCCAAAUACCAAUUUCCACAUUUAAAUGAUCGUCGUUAUUACAUCAGAGAGGAUUCUAUCUACCAACCUGGAAUCUCUACGAUAGAAGAAAAUCAUGAUAGGAAUCACGUAGAACCAUCCAAUGUGAAAAAAUUGUCUAAAUUACAAAAUUAUCCUCGGGCCAAACCAGAGGCUGUUUAUGAUGUACCAAUCUCCAGGAGGCGAUUCACGAUGCACGAUCAGCUUCGCGAAGAGGAAGAAAUACAUAAUUCGUAUUUAAUGAAUAGCCGUUAUGCGAAUGUUGCUGUAUGAAUAUUUUCAAAAUUGAUUUAUCAUUUAGUAAAGUUUUUUAUAAAUUAUUUGAAAACAAAACGCAUCAAUGGUUUCAUACUGAUUACAAUUUAUGCAUUGUACUAUAAUAAGAAAUUGUCUUUUUCAUUUUCUAUUGAUAUCUUAAAUAUUUGUAGUGAUGGUAAAAAACACACACCAACCGUAUAUAAUAAUACCCGUAAUUGACUUGUUAUAAAAUAAAUAACAAAUUAAAUUUUAUAAACAA